This is a messenger RNA of Paecilomyces variotii, 900 nucleotides long. RefSeq lists its product as hypothetical. Bases 1 to 900 code for a protein of 299 amino acids. The record is from RefSeq and is a predicted model, not a curated record. Lineage: Eukaryota; Fungi; Ascomycota; Eurotiomycetes; Eurotiales; Thermoascaceae. The transcript has 3 exons.
AUGAUCGUUUUCUUCCGGUCCGCUUUUCACCUUGCUCGGUCCGACCGCAUCACUGUACUCCGUCUUCUGUACGACCGCCUGCUGCUAGCUAGCAAUCAGGAUGUAUGGACCGCUUAUAGGGUCAUGAGCAUUAUCCUCAAGUCCUUCUGUGUCGUACCGGAGCACCAGGAUGUCUGUACCACAGGAGAAUUCGUCAGGUCUACUAGAGUAUCGCCAGUCAGCCCUAACUUAACUGGACGUCCGCCCUCCUUGAUGACCCCCGGUUAUAGAUGGAUGUCAGGUCUUUUGGGUAGCAACGGGAUGCGUGAUUUCGUCACCAGGCUCGCUGCACAGACAUUCCUGAGCUCCAUCUAUCAUCUGCUACUACUCACUGUACGGGAUACAAUUACACUAGCGAUGAAGCACAACGUUGCAACCUUCGACGCCUACGUUGAAGAACACGGGGACGACGGCCGAAAACCCGCGAAUAAUGGUGACGCUGCCUUCGUCUACAUUCGUCCACUUUUUUUACCAUGUUCUCCCAUGAUGCAUGCCUCUGAGGCUCUGGACAGACUCGAAGCAUCCCGAGCGGACAGCAAACAAAACAGUCCAGAUGAACACCAGACUUUCGCUACACCAUGUCUCCAGGACACUCUCCGAUGGACCAACCGCGGGUUGAUAUGGCACUCGGAGCUUCGGCAGAGAUCUGGCCAUGCAAAACGGGCCCAUCGCCCCGCUCCAGCCUCGAGUCAAAUGGCCGUUGAGGACCAGCUGUAUAUUUAUUAUUAUUAUUCAGGAACAGAGCGUGCUAUGGAUGCUCGAGACCACAAGGAGCAAGUGAAGUACGAACAGACUACGGACGAUCCACCGGCGAUCCACCGUUCGGUGACGUCGGUCGCAAAUGUGGCUUGCUUAGAUUAG